GUGCGCGCGGGCGCCGCGCCGAGCCUGGUCUCGAGCCGGAAGCCGACGGAGCGCGAGUGCUGGUGGAUGAUGAGAGAAGAGGUGAAACCCUCCUGUGCGAAAGCGGAGGCGGCUGUGACCGAACUGAUAGGCGAAGGUACCAUCUCAAACCCAUAGAUACAGCACAGGUAUUCCGUAAAUGGAGUAGUGCCCACCCUGAGCUGGGCGCGGCAAACCUAUCUGCUUCCGAUCACUGGGAUUGACUCCUUCCUCAUCUGCUCGCGAGGCGUGAUACACAGCAGAGAGCACCAGCAACGAAAUGGCAUAGAGGAGCGCCUGGUGGCCGAGGAAAAAUGGCCCUCUGCACUAACGGCCGGACUAUAUGAGACGGUAGCUAUACCAGCGAGGAUCAGCGUUGAUGCUGGACACACCACUGGCUGAAUGAUCCGGCUGUUUCCCUAACUACCCCGCCCCGCGCCACCAUCCCUUCCUCUUGACUCACGGCUCUCCACUCAAACCCAACCCCCUCUGGUGAGCAGUGCCCAGAAGCAGGAACGGCUGUAGACAGCUUGGAAAUUUUUUUUGUGUUUAUUAAAAGCCAGCACGGUGAAGCUGGCUCACGCUCUAAACAAUCACUGUAAAAGAUUUCCUGACCAGGGGGCCUACCCGAAAGUGACACAUUUCCUCUUAACCGAGGGUGACUGGCUGACACCCAAGGCUGCCAAAGUACAGAAAGCAAAGUCAGCUCUCAGCACACGCUCACACAAAGGAGAGAGAGGAGGAAGAAUUGGAAACAACUGGAUUUUCGAUAAUUUACUCUCGGAGUAAGGAACCCGAGGGUACGACUCGCCCUCCACUUCACACUUGGUGCAAUCCUCUCCGUGGAAGAAAUGGGCAGAUAGGAUCAACGCCACUUCUCCUGGUUGAUGGAGUUGGACUGACAGAGCCGGGGUUUUGGGGGGGGGAGGGGGGUGGGGGAAGAAGAGGAAGCGAGAAGCAACGCUGGGAAAGGCAGAGAGAGAGAGACAUGGUGCGGCGGGCCAACGUGAUCGUCUGGGGGGUGCUGCUUUUCAUCGGCUGGAACCUGCUCCUGCUCUUCUUCCUGCUGGGCCGGCCGCCGCCGCCGUCGUCGUCGUCCGGGGGAGUGGGGGGAGCCGGGGACACCGACCCGGAGCAGCUGACCCUCGAGGUGGUGCGGGUGGCCGAGGAGGUGGAGGCCGAGCUGGAGAACCAGAAGCGGUUGCUGCAGCAGAUCCAGCAGCACCGGGGCCUGUGGCGGGCUAAGGCUCCCACCGCCGCCCGUUCCUCCCUCCCGGGGGGCAGCGAGGCGCAGGAGGAGGAGGAGGAGGUGCUGCCGGUGCUGGUGAUCGGCUGCGACCGGCCCACCAUCCGGCGGUGCCUGGACAAGCUGCUGCAGUACCGUCCCUCCAAGGAACUCUUCCCGGUGCUCGUGAGCCAGGACUGCGGCCACGAGGAGACGGCGCGCGUCAUCGCGUCGUACGGUGACCAGCUCGUGCACCUGCGCCAGCCGGACCUGUCGGAGCCGCGCGUGCCGCCCGAGCACCGCAAGUUCCGCGGCUACUACAAGAUCUCGCGUCACUACCGCUGGGCGCUCAACCAGGUCUUCCGCAACUUCCGGUACCGGGCCGCCGUCGUGGUGGAGGACGACCUGGAGGUGGCGCCCGACUUCUUCGAGUACUUCCGGGCGCUGCUGCCGCUGCUGCGCCGCGACCCGAGCCUGUGGUGCGCCUCGGCGUGGCACGACAACGGCAAGGAGCAGAUGGUGGAGUCCGGGAGGCCCGAGGCGCUGUACCGCACCGACUUCUUCCCGGGCCUGGGCUGGAUGCUGCUGAGCGACACCUGGGAGGAGCUGGAGCCCAAGUGGCCCGACGCCUUCUGGGACGACUGGAUGCGCGGGCCGGAGCAGCGGCGCGGGCGCGCGUGCGUGCGGCCCGAGGUCUCGCGCACGGUGACCUUCGGCCGGCGCGGGGUCAGCAACGGCCAGUUCUUCGACCAGCACCUGCGCUUCAUCAAGCUCAACGACCGCUUCGUGCCUUUCCGCCGCCUCGACCUGUCCUACCUCAGCCGGGAGCUGUACGACCCGGCCUUCGCCCGGCAGGUGUACGGCUCCCCGGCCGUGCGGGUCGACGAGCUGCAGCGGGGCGAGCGCUCCGAGCUGCGCCGGGUGCGGGUGCAGUACUCGUCCCGGGACACCUUCAAGGCCUUCGCCAAGGCGCUCGGCGUCAUGGACGACCUCAAGUCGGGCGUGCCCCGCGCCGGCUACCGCGGCGUCGUCGCCUUCGUGUACCGAGGCCGCCGCGUUUACCUGGCGCCGCCCCAGGACUGGACCGGAUACGACCCCACCUGGAGUUAGCACACCCCCCCCCCUUUUUUUUUCUCUGCCUCUUCCUUCAUAGCCCUGUCCCUGUCAGGGAGCUGGUCAAAGCUGGAGCUGUUGGGGGCUGGGUGGUUGUUGGUGUUUCAACCCUGGGACCGCCGCCUGUUAGGAAUGGGGAGGGGGGAGGAGUGUUUAAACGAGUUGUAAAUCCGCACCCACCUUCCCCUUGAUUCAGUCGGGUGAGGAAGGUUUGCAAACUUUGGGAAGCCAGACUUGCUGCUGACCCGGGGGGGGGGGGGGG
This is a messenger RNA of Stegostoma tigrinum, 2618 nucleotides long. RefSeq names its product alpha-1,3-mannosyl-glycoprotein 2-beta-N-acetylglucosaminyltransferase b (gene mgat1b). Gene Ontology annotation, molecular function: alpha-1,3-mannosylglycoprotein 2-beta-N-acetylglucosaminyltransferase activity. Gene Ontology annotation, cellular component: Golgi apparatus. The transcript has 3 exons. The coding region runs from base 1007 to 2353 and encodes 448 amino acids. The record is from RefSeq and is a predicted model, not a curated record. Gene Ontology annotation, biological process: protein N-linked glycosylation. Lineage: Eukaryota; Metazoa; Chordata; Chondrichthyes; Orectolobiformes; Stegostomatidae.